AUUAUAUACAAUGGCAACUUGGCGUAAAGGAUCACGAGCCAAAAGGAUUCUUAAAAUGGUUGACGAAUGGGAAAGUGAGGAUGAACAUAAUAAUCUUGAAAAAAAUGACAUUCUUCCUCGUGAUGAUAAAGCAGCAAAAGAUUUAAAAAGUAUACCUGCUCAAUUUGAAUAAAAUUGGUAAGUUGGUUGUAUUUUAUGAUUUUAAUUUUUAUAUCUUCAUUUUAUUUAUUUUAGAUAAACCAACGACUUCUUAUACUGGAAAAGGUGACAAUAAACAAGAACCAUCUCUUGAUAUAUUUGAACUACGAACAGUAAACCUUAAUCUUGAAAAUUCCGCUGAAAAAGACUUGCCAUCGAGUUCAGGAAGAAAUGAUUAUAAUAUAGACAUCAUUAAUGAACGGGUUAUAAGAACACCAUCAUCAAUCUCGAACUUUUCACAUAUUUUAGACAAUAUUGAUUUUAUUGCUUCGCCAGAUGGUUACAUUAUUCACGCUAAUUGUGAUUUCAAUGUCACUACUUUAGACUCAGUUGAAAGAAACUUUGAUGAAACUUUGAAACCCAUUGAAAAUAAUGAAGAUAUUGUUAUACAAUCACCUUAUAAAUCCGUUGAAGAUUCCACCAUUAUUGCAGAGUCUCGAGUCGAUGAAAGUAAUGACAAUAUUAAUCUGAGUAAGACUUUAACGCCCCAGGAUAGAUCUAUAUUAAGCCCUUAUGAUAUAGUUAUAACUUUAAGUAGAGAUGGAAGCCCAACGCAAUAUGAUUUAUUCGAGAAUGAUGAUUCUGAGAAAACGCAAAUAUUAGUUACAUCUGAACCAGAAUCACGAACAUUAUCUACAGUUUCAGUAUCAGGAUCUUUACCAAGUAGUUCCGUGGAAUCUAUUGAUGAUGAUGAUGGUUCUCUCUGUAUAAAAAAAUUAACCCGUAAGCGAUGUCGAAAUAAAAAAGAUUGGAUAGCCAAUAAAUGUAAAAGAUUAAAAAAUUCUGGCCAAGCUUAUGUUGGAUGUCAUUCUAAAAAGCAGUACCCUGCAAAAUCAGUAGGGCCUUCUUGUAAAUGUAAAUUGAAAUGUGGUGAAACCUUUUCUUUUGAAAUUAGGAAUGAUAUUAUGCGAAAAUUUUAUAAACUUGGUAACCGUGAGCUUCAAUGGCAGUAUAUCAGUAAAUAUGUAACUUCAGAAUCUGUGAAAAAACUUCAAAUUAUUCGGAAUAAUAAUCGUACUCAAACUAUUAGUUAUUAUUUGCCAUUAGAAAGUGACAAAGUACGUGUAUGUAAGGUAUUUUUCCUUAAUACUUUACAAAUAUCCGAAAAAACUGUUUAUACUGCUAUAGAAAAGAACGGUAGUGAUUUUGACAAAAUGGACAAUAGGGGUAAACAUAACAAUCGACCACGCAAAAUGUCAGUUCCAACAGAAGAGAGUAUAAUUUCACACAUAAAAUUAUUUCCAACAAAAGAAUCACACUAUCUCAGAAAAUCUUCUAAAAGAAAAUAUUUAUGUGAAACCUUAAACAUUUCAAAAAUGUACCGUUUAUAUACAGAUUGGUUUAAAAAACAGACAGACGAACAUUAUAGUGAUGUUCAGAUGGCUACUAAAAGACAGUACGAGACUAUAUUUAAUACAAAAUUUAAUUAUUCUUUUUUUCAUCCUAAGAAAGAUUUAUGUAGUACUUGCACGCUUUAUGAACAAGCUGAAGGCGAGAUCAAAAAAUCUUUAACAGAUAAAUACAUAAAACAUAUCAAUAAUAAAGAAAGGAUUCGUGAAAUCAAAAAUUCUGAAAAGGAAAAUUUUGGUGCUAACUCUACUCUGGCUAUAUUUGAUUUAGAAAAGGUUUUGGGCGUACCUCAGUCAGAAGUAGGGAUAUUUCACUAUAAGCGGAAGUAUCCCGUUUAUAACUUCACCGUUUUUGAUGCGACAAGAAAAAAGGGAUACUGUUACAUGUGGCAUGCGCAAAUUGCUAAAAGAGGAUCAAUAGAGAUAGGUAGCUGUCUAUACAAUUUCAUUGAGGAACAACACAAUAAACAAAUAAAUAAAAUUUCAUUUUAUUCCGAUGGCUGCGCAGGACAAAAUAAAAAUCGAUUCGUGUUUGCACUUUAUCUGUAUGCUGCUAUUAAAUUCAAGUUGGAGAUUACUCAUAGGUUUUUUGAAUCAGGUCACAGCCAAAACGAAGGUGAUUCUAUGCACGCAUGCAUAGAACGAGCCCUAAAAAAUAAAAAAAUUUAUACACCUGACCAACUUUAUGGUUUAGUAAUGAAUGCUAAACAAACUGGUGAAAAAUACAAUGUGAAAGAAAUGAGACAAACUGACUUUUACGACUUAAAAAAAUUAAUUACCGGACAAAAUUGGUUAAAGGAUUCAAAUGGAAUAAAAAUAUAUUGGUCAAAGAUCAAACAAAUAAAAGUAUGUUACACAAACCCGCAUUCACUUUACUAUAAAUAUGAAUAUGAUGGAGAUUUUAACGAAUUAAUAGUUACAACAUCAAUAUCUACUAAAAACACACGAAAACGAAAAACUAACGCAACAACUUCAUCUGUCGCCGAUGUGAUUUUAGAACCAGCAUAUACCGGUCCAGUUCCAAUUUCCAAAGCUCUGCACGAAGAUCUGCAGAGUCUUUGUAGGAUUAACGCCAUACCUCACAAUUAUCACAGUUUUUACAACUCAUUGUUAAGUACAAUUACUGAAGUAGUUCCUGAUGAAGAUGACUCUGAAAAUGAAUGACUGUAAUGAUGUCUCAUUAAAGUUAUUCCGGUUGAUUGGGUAUUAUUACAAAAAUAA
Melitaea cinxia (Glanville fritillary) is the source of this 2768-nucleotide messenger RNA. RefSeq lists its product as uncharacterized. The record is from RefSeq and is a predicted model, not a curated record. The coding region runs from base 1104 to 2711 and encodes 535 amino acids. The transcript has 2 exons. Lineage: Eukaryota; Metazoa; Arthropoda; Insecta; Lepidoptera; Nymphalidae.